This is a messenger RNA of Gryllus bimaculatus (two-spotted cricket), 3095 nucleotides long. The record is from the annotation of a GenBank genome assembly. Lineage: Eukaryota; Metazoa; Arthropoda; Insecta; Orthoptera; Gryllidae.
AUGGACGAUCAAGGCGAUGAAAAUGAUUUCACUUUGGCAAUAUGCCCUGGAAUUGGAAAUACCUCUGAAAGCGUAUACAUAAGAACAUUUGUGCAUUACGCCCAGUGCCAUGGUUAUCGUUGUGCAGUACUCAAUCAUGUAGGUGCUUUGGGAAGUGUAAGGGUUACUGCACCCAGGAUAUUUACAUAUGGUCAUACUCAAGAUUUUCAUGAGAUGAUACAACACAUAUUGGAGAGACAUUCCAACACCCGUGUUGUGUGUGUUGGUUUUAGUCUUGGAGGAAAUAUCAUUACCAAAUAUCUGGGUGAACCUGACCGCAAGCCCAUUCCUCACAUAAUUGGUGGUAUUUCCAUCUGUCAAGGAUAUUGUGCUAUUGAAAGUACCAAGUGGCUAUUGAAUUGGCAGAACUUCCGUCGAUUCUAUCUUUAUGUAAUGACUGAAAGUAUGAAGACUAUCAUCUUAAGGCAUCGACAUGCAUUAUUAAGUGAAGAGGCCAAGGAAAGAUUUAAAUUGAAUGAACAUGAGAUUAUUGCUGCUGCUACUCUCCCAGAAUUAGAUGAAGCUUACACCAGCAAUUUUAAGAAAUCAAUGCUGCUUUCUGCAUACCUAUUUAGGAAGGUCCACUGUUUUACAUCUGUGACUGAACUCUACCGGUGGAGCAGUUCGCUCAACUAUCUGAAGUUUAUUCGCAAGCCUAUGAUCUUUGUCAAUGCACGUGACGACCCACUGGUUCCAGAGCCACUCCUACAACCAAUUAAGGAAUUCGCUUGCAACAGUAGCCAUGUCUUGUACCUGGAACUAGCUCAUGGUGGUCAUUUGGGCUUUUAUGAAGGAGGGCUUGUCUAUCCUAACCCUGUGACUUGGUUGGACCGCACCUUAGUUGCUCUUAUUGGAUCUCUUGCCCUAGUACAUGCUGACUCACUUCUUAAGAAAAACAUUGAAUUUGGUCCUGAUUCAGAGAACUCACCUCAAGAAGCAGAUGAAUCUGAUUCCAGUGGGGUUUCAGAAAUUGGUACCAGUGGGGGCAGCACAUCAGGAGUAGUGACUAAUGCAUCAUCAUGUACAGACACUGUAUCACCCCACAUGCACUCGGUUAUCACAAGCUUUUCAUCUGAUGAUACACCUCACAAUGAAAUUAUCCAAAUAUCAAAAUCUGUUGAUGUCAUUUCUAAUCCUGAGGGUAUUGCAAUUGCUGAAGAAGUAAGUGUAUCUACAUUAACACCUGAAACUUGUAUGGGAGACAGUUGUUCUGCAACCUACAUGUUAGAACUUGAAAGGGAGUCCCACACGGCCAUAAUAAAUCCUCAAGAUAUGUCCAUUGGAUCAAGCUUACAUCAUCGAACUUGUGCGUCCAAGAGCGUGGGAGAGAGCAUAUGCUCCACUUCCAUGGCUUCUGAAUAGGUUCCUGCUGACUUGGAAUUGCUGCUAAAUUGCCUGCUGCUUGGUGAAUCAUCAACCCUGCAUCCUGGGCAACAUGUGCAUUUGGUUUAUAACUAUGCUAAGUCCUUAAUUAUGCAGCUGUAAAAUAUAACAAAUCUCAAUUGCAAAGUUUGUGAACCAGUAAUAUAUUUUACAUAAAUCGCUUGUUGCUUGCGUGUGAAGUGUGCGAGGCCUAUUGUUACAAUGAUACGUGAAUUUUGUAACUUGAAGAUCAUUCUUGUGUUUUUGUGACACCAGCAUCACACACUGUAAAAUUUCAUUAAAGUCUUGAAUAUUCAUAUUCAUGUUUGGUGAAUUACAAAUUUUUUUGUGAGGAAAUGUGCUCCAAUAAAACAAACUGAAUUGUUUUCUUGUUAAAAUAAAUAACAUUGAUUGAUUCUUCACUUCAGCGAAGAAAUUAUCAAUUACAAUGUAAAGAACUACAUUUUAUUCUAUUAUGUAUGCUUAAUUGUUGAGGUCACAAGAUGAAAUGUACAAAUUGUCUCUUUUGUUGUGAGUGAGUGCACUUCCCAGUUUUCUGUGCUAUCCUAUAUCAUUUCAUCAAAAUUGUUUUUUUUUUUCUUUUUCACAUGUUUGUUCAGGUUUGCAGCAGGUUCUGAUAUAUGAUUUACUUCUGAUCUAGUUAUUUCAACCUGAGUUAUAGAGAGAUUGUCAAAUCUGUCAUUAAUUGUCAAACAAGUAUAUUUGAUAACAGGGAAUGAUGAGAUGUGCCUUGAUUUAUUUCUUCUCUCUUCCCCAAAUAUUAUAUUCACAAAGUAUACAAGUUUUGAAACUUUGUUUCUGAGUUUACAAAUGGUAAAUUGCAUUAAUCUACUCUAUCAAUUCAAGGAAUUUAUUUUAAGAAAUUAGUAUGCCACUUUUUGAAAAUAUCUUGAAGUUGUAGGAACUUGUUCCUUAUUGGUCUUUAGACUCAUAGAAAAUACGUAUGUAAUGAUUUCUAAUUGGUUUGAUUCCUGUAGGUAAAUGUAAAAGAACUACGAUGUAGUAUUAAAAUCAUAUGGAUUAUCUUUUUUUACUCCUCUGGCCACAUCAAUUUGAUUGAAAGUGCCUUUAACUACUUGACUCAGAUGCCUUGAAUUGUAGAUACACAUGUUUAUCGAUAAUUGCGUGUGCUAUUUAGCAUACAUAACAAUGAGUGGGGUUUUGAAUAGUAGAUAUAUUCCUAUUUUUAUAAAUGGCAGUUUUCAAUAUCUAAAGUUUUCAAAGAACUUUGCUUGAGAGAGAGAGAGAGAGAGAGGAAAUAAAUGUUUUUGUUUUUUUUCAUGCAUGAUCCAUCUAAUAUUCUAUUCUUGUAACAAAUGCAUUCUAAUAAUUUGUUGCAAGUAAUGGUCAGUAGUCACAGGUGCAAUUAUUGUCUGUAAUACUGUGUGUGUAGAUUUAAGAAAUAAAUUCACCAUUUUGGUGGGUUUUAUGCAUGCUGCCGUGGAUUAUAUGAUGAAGAUUCUUUUAAAGCUAUUAUAUGCGAGUGAAAUGGAAAAAUUAGAGAACAAUUCACUGUUGAAGUUUGAAUGUAUUUGAACACUCUUUUACUAAUUAAAGGAUAAGAGUGAAAAACACGCUAACGUACAUGAAAAGCUUUGCAGAUAUGCAAGCAAGAGGACAUUUAGUUUUAAGGACUUCAACGCUUUAAUUUACAUAAAUAUGACAACAGAGUC